Molecule: messenger RNA, 7214 nt
Organism: Ailuropoda melanoleuca (giant panda)
Lineage: Eukaryota; Metazoa; Chordata; Mammalia; Carnivora; Ursidae
Gene: PTCH1
Product: patched 1
Exons: 21
Coding region: 567-4316 (1249 amino acids)
Biological process (GO): negative regulation of smoothened signaling pathway
Cellular component (GO): plasma membrane
Molecular function (GO): smoothened binding; hedgehog family protein binding; hedgehog receptor activity
Source: RefSeq, a predicted model, not a curated record
UUUGCCACCUUUCCUUGUUUCUUUUUCAACAGGGAGAAACAUUUCCUUGUUACCUUUGCUAGAUUAUUUAGGAGAAGAGUGUAAAUUGAAGCCAUUUAUCUUGAACUGUGCUGCAGGGCCACACUGUUUACACAAGUGAAAGAAAUUGUAACAGGGGUAUUUGGUCUGGUCUGCAAGGAAAAGGUGUCUCAAGUUUUCCUUCCCCCUCCCCCUUUAUACAUAUGGUGUAUUAGUUAGAAGGCGCUCAAAGCCCGUAGGCAUUAGGUUUGCAUAUGCAACGGGCAGGACAGUUGUUCGUGGGUUUAGUGAAUAUUUUAUAUAUUUUCUGUUGAUGAAAUGAACAUUGCCCAUAAUAAUAAAGUGAAUGUUAAACCCCCCCCCCAAACAUCAGCCAUACGUUUUGAUGACCAGAGAUCGUUUAUCAUGCAUCCUGCCCUUAGUGAGAUAACAGAACGUGAAUUUCUGGGGAUGUUGCUGUUCUAAUUGAAACCUGUACAUGUUUGUCAGUUGGUGGACGAGUAAGUCGUGAAUUAAAUUAUACUCGCCAGAAGAUUGGAGAAGAGGCUAUGUUUAAUCCUCAACUCAUGAUUCAGACCCCGAAAGAAGAAGGUGCUAACGUCCUGACCACGGAAGCUCUCCGACAACACCUGGACUCAGCACUCCAGGCCAGCCGAGUCCAUGUAUAUAUGUAUAACAGGCAGUGGAAAUUGGAACAUUUGUGUUACAAAUCUGGAGAACUUAUCACAGAAACAGGUUACAUGGAUCAGAUAAUAGAAUAUCUUUACCCUUGUUUAAUUAUUACACCUUUGGACUGCUUCUGGGAAGGGGCAAAGUUACAGUCUGGGACAGCAUACCUUCUAGGUAAGCCUCCUUUGCAGUGGACAAACUUUGACCCUUUGGAAUUCCUGGAAGAGUUAAAGAAAAUAAACUAUCAAGUGGACAGCUGGGAGGAAAUGCUGAAUAAGGCCGAAGUUGGUCAUGGUUACAUGGACCGGCCCUGCCUCAACCCGGCUGAUCCAGACUGCCCCGCCACAGCCCCCAACAAAAACGCAACCAAACCUCUUGAUGUGGCCCUUGUUUUGAGUGGUGGAUGCCACGGAUUAUCCAGGAAGUAUAUGCACUGGCAGGAGGAGCUGAUUGUGGGUGGCACGGUCAAGAACAGCACUGGGAAGCUGGUCAGUGCCCACGCCCUGCAGACCAUGUUUCAGUUAAUGACGCCCAAGCAAAUGUACGAGCACUUCAAGGGGUACGAGUAUGUCUCACACAUCAACUGGAACGAGGACAAGGCAGCGGCCAUCCUGGAGGCCUGGCAGAGGACGUACGUAGAGGUGGUUCAUCAAAGUGUCGCUCCGAACUCCACUCAGAAGGUGCUUUCCUUUACCACAACGACCCUGGACGACAUCCUGAAGUCCUUCUCUGAUGUCAGUGUCAUCCGAGUGGCCAGCGGCUACCUACUGAUGGUUUUGCCAUUUCUCGCUCUUGGCGUUGGUGUGGACGAUGUUUUCCUUCUGGCACAUGCAUUUAGUGAAACAGGACAGAAUAAAAGAAUCCCUUUUGAGGACAGGACUGGAGAAUGCCUCAAGCGCACGGGAGCCAGUGUGGCCCUCACGUCCAUCAGCAAUGUCACAGCCUUCUUUAUGGCUGCACUGAUCCCCAUUCCCGCCCUGCGAGCCUUCUCCCUCCAGGCGGCUGUCGUAGUGGUAUUCAAUUUUGCUAUGGUUCUGCUCAUUUUUCCUGCGAUUCUCAGCAUGGAUUUGUAUCGACGUGAGGACAGGAGAUUGGAUAUUUUCUGCUGUUUUACAAGCCCCUGCGUCAGCAGAGUGAUUCAGGUUGAACCUCAGGCCUACACGGAGACUCACGAUAACACCCGCUACAGCCCCCCGCCCCCCUACAGCAGCCACAGCUUCACCCAUGAAACCCAGAUCACCAUGCAGUCCACAGUGCAGCUCCGCACAGAGUACGACCCCCAUACACACGUGUACUACACCACUGCUGAGCCGCGCUCCGAGAUCUCCGUGCAGCCCGUCACCAUGACCCAGGAUACCCUCAGCUGCCAGAGCCCAGAAAGCACCAGCUCCACGAGGGACCUGCUCUCCCAGUUCUCCGACUCCAGCCUCCACUGCCUUGAGCCCCCCUGCACCAAGUGGACACUUUCAUCUUUUGCUGAGAAACACUAUGCUCCUUUCCUCUUGAAACCAAAAGCCAAGGUCGUGGUGAUCUUCCUUUUCCUGGGCUUGCUGGGGGUCAGCCUUUAUGGGACCACCCGAGUGCGCGAUGGGCUGGACCUUACAGACAUUGUGCCUCGGGAAACCAGAGAAUAUGACUUUAUUGCUGCACAAUUCAAAUACUUUUCUUUCUACAACAUGUAUAUAGUCACCCAGAAAGCAGACUACCCGAAUAUCCAGCACUUACUUUACGACCUUCACACGAGUUUCAGCAAUGUGAAGUAUGUCAUGUUGGAAGAGAAUAAACAGCUCCCCAAAAUGUGGCUGCACUACUUCAGAGACUGGCUCCAAGGACUUCAGGAUGCAUUUGACAGUGACUGGGAAACUGGGAAAAUCAUGCCAAACAAUUACAAAAAUGGAUCAGAUGACGGGGUCCUUGCCUACAAACUCCUGGUGCAAACUGGCAGCCGUGAUAAACCCAUCGACAUCAGUCAGUUGACCAAACGGCGCCUGGUGGACGCAGAUGGCAUCAUCAAUCCCAGCGCAUUCUAUAUCUACCUGACCGCGUGGGUCAGCAAUGACCCUGUGGCUUACGCCGCCUCCCAGGCCAACAUCCGGCCUCACCGUCCUGAGUGGGUGCACGACAAAGCCGACUACAUGCCAGAAACCAGGCUCAGAAUCCCAGCAGCAGAGCCCAUCGAGUACGCGCAGUUCCCUUUCUACCUCAACGGCUUGCGGGACACCUCAGACUUCGUGGAAGCCAUCGAGAAAGUCAGAACCAUCUGCAACAACUACACGAGCCUCGGGCUGUCCAGCUACCCCAACGGCUACCCCUUCCUCUUCUGGGAGCAGUACAUCGGCCUUCGCCACUGGCUCCUGCUGUCCAUCAGUGUGGUGCUGGCCUGCACGUUCCUGGUGUGUGCUGUCUUCCUCCUGAACCCCUGGACGGCCGGGAUCAUUGUGACGGUGCUGGCUCUGAUGACGGUCGAGCUCUUCGGCAUGAUGGGCCUUAUUGGAAUCAAGCUGAGUGCCGUGCCCGUGGUCAUCCUCAUCGCUUCCGUCGGCAUAGGGGUGGAAUUCACCGUCCACGUGGCUCUGGCCUUUCUAACGGCCAUUGGCGAUAAGAACCGCAGGGCCGUGCUCGCCCUGGAGCACAUGUUUGCACCUGUCCUGGACGGCGCCGUUUCCACUCUGCUGGGAGUGCUGAUGCUUGCAGGAUCUGAGUUUGAUUUCAUUGUCAGGUAUUUCUUUGCUGUCCUGGCAAUCCUAACAAUCCUGGGCGUUCUCAAUGGGCUGGUUUUGCUCCCAGUCCUUCUGUCCUUCUUCGGACCGUACCCCGAGGUGUCUCCAGCCAACGGGCUGAACCGACUGCCCACCCCUUCCCCUGAGCCGCCCCCCAGUGUGGUCCGGUUUGCCGUGCCCCCCCGUCAUGCAAACAAUGGGUCGGAUUCCUCUGACUCGGAGUACAGUUCUCAGACGACAGUGUCGGGCAUCAGCGAGGAGCUUCGGCACUAUGAGGCCCAGCAGGGCACUGGGGGCCCUGCCCACCAAGUGAUCGUGGAAGCCACAGAAAACCCUGUCUUUGCCCGCUCCACUGUGGUCCAUCCCGAAGCGAGACAUCACCCCCCCUCAAACCCUCGACAGCAGCCCCCCCUGGACUCAGAGUCCCUGCCUCCCGGACGACCAGGCCAGCAGCCCCGGAGGGAACCCCCCAGAGAAGGCUUGCGGCCACCCCCCUACAGACCGCGCAGAGACGCUUUCGAAAUUUCUACUGACGGGCAUUCUGGCCCUAGCAAUAGGGACCGUGCGGGCCCCCGGGGAGCCCGUUCUAACAACCCUCGGCGCCCAGCGUUCACUGCCAUGGGCAGCUCCGCGCCCAGCUACUGCCAGCCCAUCACCACUGUGACGGCCUCUGCGUCUGUGACUGUUGCCGUACACCCCCCGCCUGCCCCCGGGCCCAGCUCCGCGUGGAACCCCCGAGGGGGCCUGUGCCCGGGCUACGGGGACUACCCCGAGACUGACCACGGGCUGUUUGAAGACCCCCACGUGCCUUUUAACGUGCGGUGCGAGAGGAGGGAUUCCAAGGUGGAAGUCAUAGAGCUGCAGGACGUGGAAUGUGAGGAGAGGCCCCGGGGCGGCAGCUCCAACUGAGGGUGAGUAAAAUCUGAAGCAAAGAGGCCAAAGAUUGGAAGCCCCCCACCCCGCGCCCCCGAACUGCUUGAAGAGAACCGCUUCGAGUUCCACAGACAUGCGCACCCGGAGAGCAGUUCUGCGUUACUGUAACCGAUUGUAUUAUUUUGUGAAAUAGUUCUAUAAAUAUUUAAGAGGUGUACACAUAUGUAAUAUACGAAGGAACGGAUGUAAAGUAGUGCGAUCUGGGCUUCCUCCACUCCUGCCCCCAGAGUGGGCGGUGGGGAGGCCACCGCGGGGCCCCUCCCGAUUUGUGCAUGGGUCUCUGUGCCACAACCAAGCUUAACUUAGUCUUAAAUUUCAGCAUAUGUUGAUGCUGCUUAAAUAUUGUAUAAUUUACCUGUAUAAUUCUAUGCAAAUAUGGCUUAUGUAAUAGGGUUAUUUUGUAAAGGUUUCUGUUUAAAAUAUUUUAAAUUUGCGUAUCACAACCCUGUGGUAGUAUGAAAUGUUACUGUUAACUUCAAACACGCUAUGCGUGAUAAUUUUGUUGUUUAAUGAGCAGAUAUGAAGAAAGUACGUUAACCCCGGUGGCUUCUCCAGGUGUUGUUGGAUGUGGUUCUGUUUGGCUGUGUGUGUGUGAACACGUGUGUGGUUUCCCAAUGUACUGUACUGUGACUUUAUUUUUUUUUUCUUUUUUUGUUUCUUUUCACUGUCUAUAAUCCUUAAGUGGGCUCUGCCCUAGUUAGGCUGGAAGAGUCAGGAUAUCUCUAUUGCUUGGUGCUGGUGGAAAGCUAGCCCUGAAUGUCGCCUUAUCCUUUCGCCAGACUUGCUUCAGGUCCAGGGCAUCUCUUGCGAUCAUUGGCUGCUAUCCAGAGACUCCCAAUUCAUGCCUCAGAGGAGACGGGCUCCGUUGCGUGGAUCGUUGUGGUGGACGUUGGAACCUCAGGGUUUAGAGCUAACAUCUGUUCAUCUUCAUUGGUAUUAAAGCGUUAUUAUAGAACACGCUUAGUGGUGAGCCUCAGCUGGGCCAUGAACGUAUACUCUAGAGUAUGCAGCCUUCGUUGUACCUCUCGUGACACACACACGCACACACGCACACACACGCACCCUCAAAAGCUUAAGGGCACAUUGGAAAUCUUUCAGAGACAAUGACCUGCUAUGAGUAGAAGAACCUGUUCAUCCGGGCCACAGUGAGUCCAGAGGUGAUGUCUUGAGUCCUGCAAUUUAAACUCCCCCCUCUUCCUAAAUGGCACAGUUGGUUGGGGCUUUCUGGAUCUGUUUGUAUCUUCUUGAAAAAUCAAUAGGGAGCCUCCCGUGUGGUGAUAGGGAGUCAGCAGUUCUGCAGGCUAAGAGCUUCCGAAGGAUCCUUCCCAGUGUGUGAAUAUUAAUGUUACGGGCACACACUUCCGAAAUAAUACUGUGUCCCUCUUCUCAGCCUUAUUCGUGUUCUCUCAAUGGGACGUUUACCGAAGAGCAGGGCGAUGUCCAUUGCACACACCCCACUGAAGAUCGUGGAUGGAGGCAGAUCUCAAGCAGGCAUUAUUUUUAAAGAUUUGCUUCUGUCUUGCUUCUGUUGUCUUGCUCUGAGGUUUGGUCUUCCUCCGCCCCUAGCCGGAGACCAGCGAGCGUCAGGGAAGCCGUCGGUACCCAGACUCAGCUACCGUCAGAGCGCGCGAAUGGCAGCUCCUACUGUGCCCUCCCGUCCCCACAGAAACUGUCAGAAGGCAACGGGCUCCCAGUAGUACCCAGCAGUAUAGUGACCUCAGACCCGAAAACUUGCCACAAAACUGUAAGAUACUAAUUGGAAGCCACCUGUGGCCGCCAGGUGUGUGUGUUCAUGUGCCAGGGGCCCCCGCGGGCCCGCGUCUACUGUUCGGUGCCUCCGUCAGCCACACUGUCCACCUAACACCCAGCUCUGCUCAGAAAACUUACGUCCUGCGUUCAAGAGAGAGAUGGUGCAAAAUUCUGAGGUCUGCUUCCCUCUGGCUCGUGGCAUGCCCUCCUCGCUCCUUUCCUGAGCCCAGCUUGUGUGGUGCAUGAGAGCUCGCACGGCCCCGCUUUCUGCACGGUGUGGAACUUUCUCCCACAGUCACACUGGCAAAGGAGAACUCGGGGGCAGGCAGGCAGCCAGAAUUUCUCUCUCUCUCUCUCUUUUUAAAAUAGUUUUAUUUUGUCUGUCUUGUUUGUUCAUUUGGGUGUUUUAAUUUUUUUUUUAAAUCUUUGCUGAUAUUUAUAAUUUUGUAUCAUAAGAAUGUUUUCCUACAGUAUUUGUCAUGCCAGUUUAUAACAAAAAAAUGCAGGGAUUUUAUUUCUAUUGGAAACACUAUUACAGCUAUGUUUUACUUUUGAACAGAAUUUUUAUUUGUAUAGAGUGCUUACUAAUGUUAAAUAGUUCAGAGUAUAUAACAUUUUCAUUAAAGACUCAUGGUAGGUGUUAGUGUAAGGAGUUUAAAGGAAGUAAAUAUUCAAACUGGGUCUCAUUGUCUGCCAGUUUUGGCAGAAAUGGGUUUGCGUCAUUUCAAUUACAAAGAUAAAAGUAUGCCAUAUAAUUUAUUUAUAUGAAAAUUUAUUUUUGUAGUGUACAUAGUACUAGUCAUCAAGUCUUUCGACAGAAGUAUAUUUUUAAAGAAUUUAUAUGUGAUGAAUCCAUAAUGUCUGGAACUUUGCUGAGACAUGAGUGGGGCACACUUUUCAUUGUAAAGUACAGCAAGGAAAAGAAAAUGUUUAACAGUGUUAAGAGAGUGAGAGAUCGAGUAAAUAUUCAUGCAAUUGUGAAAUGUGUAUUCGUUACCAUUUGUGACCUAGUGUGGUUCUCAUUUUAAACCUGGGAAGGCAAAAAUGUACAAACUCUCUAAAUAUUAAUGUUCAAACACUGAUAGAAAUUCUAACAUGAAUAAAAAUAAUAUAACUUGUUGGUUA